Molecule: messenger RNA, 940 nt
Organism: Cheilinus undulatus (humphead wrasse)
Lineage: Eukaryota; Metazoa; Chordata; Actinopteri; Labriformes; Labridae
Product: ubiquitin-conjugating enzyme E2 E1-like
Exons: 6
Coding region: 162-746 (194 amino acids)
Biological process (GO): protein polyubiquitination
Cellular component (GO): nucleus
Molecular function (GO): ubiquitin conjugating enzyme activity
Source: RefSeq, a predicted model, not a curated record
GCUGUUGUGUUUCCAGAGUAGGACCGGUGCCGCACAGCCCACUGCAGCCGCGGUAGGCUACUUCCGUUCCGCAGAGGGCGACAGGCAGCAGCCAGCCAAGACUGUGGCGGAGGUCCAGACACAAUAGACUGGGUCCCGGCUCUUCUCCAAUCCAAACCGGUAUGUCGGAUGAGGAUUCGCGUGCCAGCACCAGCUCUUCCUCAUCACCGCCUUCCUCCAGCCAAACCAGACAGAGGGACUCGCUUUGCAAAAAGAAACGGGAGAGCAAAGCCAGCAUGAGCAAGACCUCCAAGCUGCUUUCCACCAGCGCCAAAAGGAUUCAGAAAGAGCUGGCUGAUAUCACACUGGACCCUCCGCCAAACUGCAGCGCUGGCCCCAAAGGAGACAACAUCUAUGAGUGGAGGUCGACCAUCCUGGGACCCCCUGGCUCCGUGUAUGAAGGAGGAGUCUUCUUCCUGGACAUCGCCUUCACACCCGACUACCCUUUCAAACCCCCCAAGGUCACUUUCCGUACAAGGAUCUAUCACUGCAACAUCAACAGUCAGGGCGUGAUCUGUCUGGACAUCCUGAAGGACAACUGGAGCCCCGCCCUCACCAUCUCCAAGGUGCUGCUGUCCAUCUGCUCCCUGCUCACAGACUGUAACCCAGCUGAUCCCCUGGUGGGAAGCAUCGCCACCCAGUACACGACUAACAGAGCGGAACAUGACCGAACAGCCAAACAGUGGACGAAGAGAUAUGCUACAUAAAUCCACUGAGGACAAGCGUGGGAGGAAGAAGAGGAGAAGAAAGGAGAAGGAGGGCUGGGGGGGCUCAGGGUGGUUUGUGUCGGGGGGUUAUUUGUAUCUCAGAUUUUUAGUACUUUAUUGUCUGGUAUAUUUUUUCGCUUCCUGAUUAAGUUAUCUCCGCAAAUAUGGUAAUAAAGGAACACAAUGGAAAGGAA